Uloborus diversus is the source of this 1048-nucleotide messenger RNA. RefSeq names its product U1 small nuclear ribonucleoprotein A-like. Lineage: Eukaryota; Metazoa; Arthropoda; Arachnida; Araneae; Uloboridae. Gene Ontology annotation, biological process: mRNA splicing, via spliceosome. The transcript is spliced from 6 exons. Gene Ontology annotation, cellular component: U1 snRNP. The record is from RefSeq and is a predicted model, not a curated record. Bases 154 to 924 code for a protein of 256 amino acids. Gene Ontology annotation, molecular function: U1 snRNA binding.
GUAGAGAGUAGCCAUACCGCCGUAAGCUGUGUGUGCAAUUAGAGGAAUAUUUGAAACUCAAAUUGUUACUAUUUUGUGGCUUAAACUAGGAGAGUGGAUCUGUGGCCGUGAUACUGCACCUGGUGUUCAAAGGUCCAUAAAGCUAGCUCGAAGAUGUUAGAUCAAACUCAAAGAAGUACUAUUUAUAUAAAUAACUUAAACGAGAAAAUAAAGAUAGCAGAAUUGAAGAAGUCCUUAUAUGCAGUGUUUUCUCAGUUUGGAGUUAUACUGGACAUUAUAGCUUCAAAGUCACUGAAGAUGCGUGGUCAAGCUUUUGUUGCCUUUAAGGAACUUAGCAGUGCCAGUAAUGCUUUCAGAUCAAUGCAAGGCUUUCCAUUUUAUGAAAAACCAAUGCGAAUUCAGUAUGCAAAAACGGAUUCAGACUGUGUUGCAAGAAUGAAAGGUACUUAUGUUGAACGACCCAAGGUACCUCGACCACCUGAUUCUGGUGAUAGGAAAUCAAAGAAAAAGUCCAAAGAGUUGGCAAAAAUUGCAAGUCAGCUACAAGUGCAGCCAGGUCUUUUACCAGGCAUUGUUCCCGGUGCAAUGGUGCAAGCAUUAGUUCCAAAUGUCUUUCAUCCUCCUAUGCCUAAUAUGGGACCUCAAGCUACUCCUCAAGCUUUGUCUGCUUCUCCCACUGCAGACCAGCCACCUAAUAACAUCCUCUUCUUAACCAACUUGCCUAAAGAAACAAAUGAAAUGAUGUUAUCUAUGCUAUUUACACAGUUUCCUGGAUUUAAAGAAGUUCGCCUUGUACCUGGAAGACAUGAUAUCGCUUUUGUAGAAUUUGAAAACGAGGUCCUUAGUGCAGCUGCUAAGGAAGUAUUGCAAGGUUUCAAAAUUACUCCUAACAAUUCUAUGAAGAUUACUUUUGCAAAAAAAUAAAGCAUGUGUUUUUUUUUUUUUUUACAUCCCUUUCCUUGCUCAUUGUAUUCAUAUAAUGUAUCAUCAUAAGCAUCUGAAGAAAUGUAUACAUCCUGAAUAAAGUUUAUAUGAUUUUUCUCAUGCA